AAAAAAUAGCGGCAAUCAAAAACUUACAAUGACAUGAAUGAAGGCUACUUGCCUACUUGGCCCUGAUCUUGGCCAAUGAUGCUUUAUCAGACGACCAGAAUUACCGCACCACGCUGUGCUGAGUUGCUGUCAUCUGCCGACUCCCCGCGCGCCACUGCUCGGCGUGUCUGUCCUAUAUAAAAGAGGCUCGCUCGCGGCACUCUUGCUCUCGCGCUCUGUGCACAGAGGAGACGACCUUCCCUUCCUUAAUUUCCCUCUGCUUUCCUCUGCUUCACUCAUUCCUCGAUCGGCCAUGGUGGUCCUCGCCAAGGGUGAGCUCGAGCAGAUCGCCCUGCCGGCGGCGGAGCCGCCGCCAGCCGACGUGCGGUCGGUGGACCUGUCGGCCCCGGCGGGCCCCGCGCGCGAGGCCGCAGCGCGCGCGCUGGUGGCGGCGUGCGAGGAGCACGGGUUCUUCCGGGUGACGGGCCACGGCGUGCCGCCGGAGCUCGUGCGCGCCGCGGAGGCCGCGGCGGCCGGGUUCUUCGCGCAGCCGCAGGACGAGAAGGACGAGGAGGCUCCCACGCUCGGGUACGGCAGCAAGCGCAUCGGCGGCAACGGCGACCUCGGGUGGGUCGAGUACCUCCUGCUCGGCGUCACCCCCGCCGGCGCCGCCGUGCCGGCUGCCUCCGCGUCCUCCUCGACAUUGCCGUGCGCUGCCGCCGCCGCCGCCGCCACCGCAUCGUCGCCGUCCGCGCCGGCCGGGUCGGCCGGGCUGUUACGGGACCUUCUGGACGAGUACACGGUGGCGGUGCGGCGGAUGGCGUGCGCGGUGCUGGAGCUGAUGGCGGAGGGGCUGGGCAUCGCCGGCGGCGCCGGGGACGGGGACGUGCUGGCGCGGCUGGUGACGCGCGCGGACAGCGACUGCAUGCUGCGGGUGAACCACUACCCGCCGCGGCCGGCGUUGAACCCCUGCAGCCUGACGGGGUUCGGCGAGCACACGGACCCGCAGAUCAUCUCGGUGCUCCGCGCCAACGGCACCUCCGGCCUGGAGAUCGCGCUGCGGGACGGCGCCUGGGCCUCCGUCCCGCCCGACGGCGACGGCUUCUUCGUCAACGUCGGCGACACCCUGCAGGUGUUGACGAACGGGAGGUUCAGGAGCGUGAGGCACAGGGUGGUGGUGAACAGCGAGAAGUCCCGGGUGUCCAUGGUCUUCUUCGGCGGGCCGCCGCCGGGCGAGAGGCUGGCGCCGCUGCCGCAGCUGCUGGGCGACGGCGGCCGGAGCCGGUACCGGGACUUCACCUGGAGCGAGUUCAAGAACAGCGGGUGCAGGACCAGGCUCGCGGAAGACCGGCUGUCCCGCUUCGAGAACAAGUAGUAGUAGCUUGAUUAUUAGCUAGCAGGGGCAGGAUCGAUCAUGCAUAUGUAUGCUUUCUGAUGUAUGCAAGGUUCGCAUGAUGGGCGUAUAUAUAUAUGACGAACGUGCUAGUAUAUAUAGCUACUGGCACUGGUCUAUAAUUAGCAGAGGUCAUGAUCCUUGCUCAUCGUGUAUUGUACACGUGUAUGCACGCAUGGUGCACCACACGUACAGGCCAAUAUAUCUAGCUAUCUCUAGCUAUCCAUGGAUCGAGUACGUAA
This is a messenger RNA of Sorghum bicolor (sorghum), 1614 nucleotides long. RefSeq names its product gibberellin 2-beta-dioxygenase 1. Lineage: Eukaryota; Viridiplantae; Streptophyta; Magnoliopsida; Poales; Poaceae. Gene Ontology annotation, biological process: response to light stimulus; gibberellin catabolic process. The coding region runs from base 293 to 1354 and encodes 353 amino acids. The record is from RefSeq and is a predicted model, not a curated record. The transcript is spliced from 3 exons.